AUGGUUAAAUUCAACAAGCGUGCAUCAAAAUGCAAAGACGAUAAUCAAUACGAAAAAUUGAAUAAAGAAAUGAAGCAAUUUAUCAGGAAAUUUCCUAACACUUUUGAAUCCCUUAACUCAUACAAACGAAUGGCUUUACCCAAAAACGCAUCAUUAGAAACCUCUAAUGACACGAAAGAAAUAGAGGCAAGACCCAACAAGCGAGACUUUGCUCGCAAUACUAACCUACACCCAUCCCACAUCACAGGAUCUCCCAAACGUACUCGUCCUCCAGAUUUUAUCGAUGACUCCUUGGAAGCGGGACCUUCGAAAUUUUAG
Molecule: messenger RNA, 318 nt
Organism: Rhizophagus irregularis DAOM 181602=DAOM 197198
Lineage: Eukaryota; Fungi; Glomeromycota; Glomeromycetes; Glomerales; Glomeraceae
Source: RefSeq, a predicted model, not a curated record